AUGACACUGGCUACUGAUAAAAUUGAGAAAGCUAUGGCCAAUGUGGAUCUUGGUAGUGAAGAUGUUGAAGUGGAAAAAGCUGAACCAGAAGAUUCAGUGAGAACACCAUUACAAAACAAAUUUCAUUAUUUCUUUGAAGAACCAAGAUCCACAUUGGCCAUAGCUUUCUCAAUUUUAUCAGUAGCCAGUGUCAUAGCGACAGUUGUUGCAAUAUGUGUUCAAUCUUAUACAACAAUACCUGCAUUUGAUCCCAGAUGGUAA
Entrophospora sp. SA101 is the source of this 261-nucleotide messenger RNA. The record is from the annotation of a GenBank genome assembly. NCBI's taxonomy places the organism in Eukaryota, Fungi, Glomeromycota, Glomeromycetes, Entrophosporales, Entrophosporaceae.